UGGUGGUGAGGAGUCACUAAGCUCCGCUGAGCUUUAGGAAAGGGAGACUGACUCCUGUGCUUAGCCUCUAAAGUUUUCGGAUACAUUUAGCCCAUCCAAAGAUGGACUAAACAGCACAUUAGACCUGGUGUCUUUGUUAUGGGACGUUAAGGAGGCCACAGUAAGAAAGGAGAAGGAAUUUGGAGAAUUCAUCACUUUACAGGCUCUUCCUGGAAGAAGAGGGAGAUGGGGGCUGGAGCAAUAACCAUCUGUCACAACAAGGCAGCUGUUCAGAUAAAGGAGGACAUGAAGAGGAUGGUGCAGCUGCCCAUGAUCAAACCCUCUCCAGCCACUGCCAUGGGGAGGAAGAAGAUCUUCGGCGUGUCCCUGCUGGAGUUGAGAGAUCUGGGACUGGUCGAGGACGGGGUUCCUGUGGUGGUCCGGAGUAUGGUGGAGUAUCUGGAAAAGCAUGGUCUUCGUCUGGAGGGUCUGUUCAGAGUAAACGGCAGCGUCCGGACUGUGGAUAACCUGCGGCAGAGGUUUGAUGGAGGAGAAGAGGUGGAUCUGCAUCAGGAUUCAGACCCCUGUGCUGUGGCCAGUUUACUGAAACAGUUCUUCAGGGAUCUGCCUGAAGGUCUCAUCCAUCCCUCCAUCCACUGUCCUCUCAUUCAGCUGUACCAGGAAUCCAGUGAGGGUGACUUCUGUAAGGACCUGCACGAGCUCCUACUCCAGCUGCCAGAUAUCCACUACAGUCUCCUGCAUUACUUAUGUCACUUCCUGUCCCAGGUGGAACAGGAACAUGCUCAUAACCGCAUGACCGCCACCAACCUGGCCACGGUGUUUGGGCCCAACGUCUUCCAUGUGUCAUCUGGUUUUGAUGGUAUACGGGAGCAGAAUAUCUGUAACAACAUUAUGGCCAAGCUGAUCCAGAACUACAGCGCUAUCUUUGAGCCUGUGGUGGAGAGAAGACUAAUCGAAGAAGAACCUUCAAACCUCAUCAAGGUAAAAGAGGCCAACACAAACACUGAAAACACAGAGACUUCAACUUUCAAUCCUGCUCCGAAGGCACACGCUCCACGUGUCAAAAAGAUGAAGGUCACACAGUGCACGCCAGUUGAAAAUUCAGAUUCCCCUUUACCAACACCAAGAAAAAUGAAGGUCACUCAAUGCACUCCAGUUGAGAAUACAGACAAGUCUAGAGAAAGUGAGUCUAGUCCAGACAAUCCUAUACCAACACCGAGAAAAAAGAAGGUGAAGAAGAUAAAGACAGAGGCUGUGCCGAGAUCUUUUCCUCAGCCUGCUCCCUCCAGUGAUCCCGUUUCCAGGCCUUUGACCCAUCUUCCAGACAGAAGCCCGGGUGCUAGAGCUCCGUUUCCUCCACUCUCUCCAGAACGGAGCAUCAGCUCCAGCGCUGACGGCAUGAACCUGAGCCCUCGGACCGCAAGCCCCGCCAGAUCCACAGAGACCUUCAACAGAUUGCAAGAAGAAGAAAGACCAAUAUCUCCUUUCUAUAUUAGUUCACAGAUCUCUCCCGGACACUGCAGACCUGAAUUAACAAAUUUUCUGGAGAAGACCAUUCGCUCAGCGGUCGAGCAACACCUCUUCAACUCGCACAUUCACACAGGUCAGAGUUCAGAGGGCUUGGGGUUGACUGCCCACUCUUCAUCUCCUGUGACGACGGCCCGAGAGAGGAGGAGACAUCUACGAGAACAAGAGGAGAACUUCAGGGUCGAGGGUGAUAAAGAGAACGUCCCGUCUCUGGGUGUGAGGGUCACAGAGGAGGGUGACAGGCGUCUGCUGCUGUUGCCACACGAGGCUCAGAGAAACAGGAUGCCCAAACACAGUCCCACACUAACUGAGCACUCAGACAACCAGGACGCCCCCACCCCAAUGGAAUGCCAAGGACCUGAUAGAAAUUGCACGGGAAAUACGGCAUCAGCUGAAUACAGGAGGAACCAUCAAAAGGACAAUAGCUUGCAUUCUGUUCAGACGCCUGCCAUGAAGAUCCAGGAGGCUCUUAGUGCCGCAGAGCCGUGUGACGAUGUCCCCCGACUGGACCUGUCUACUCUGACAGACAACAGUAACUGGGCAGAACCAGUCCCGGCCUACUCGUCAUGGCAAAGGGAGAGUAUGGAUCGCGAAGAAGCUCAUCUGUCACCUCACGCCGGUGGCAAGCUGAUUCGCCAGCUCCUGGAGGAGGACAGCGACCCAAUGGUCUCACCGCGAUUCUACGCUUAUGGAGAUGGCCAGCAGUAUCUGGAUGACACUGAAGUUCCUCCAUCUCCACCCAAUGCCCACUCCUUUGUCAGUAGGCGAAGAAGUUCAUCAUUAGGCUCCUGUGACGAUGACCGGGAGGAGCUCACUUCAGCUCAGCUUUCAAAGCGAAUCCACAUACUCAAGAAGAAGAUCAGGAGGUUUGAGGAGAAGUUUGAGGAAGAGCAUAAAUACAGGCCUUCACAUGGCGACAAAGCCACCAAUCCAGAGGUUUUGCGUUGGAUGACUGAACUGGCCAAGAUGCGCAAAGAUUUAAAAGAUCACAAGUUGCUAAAGUCAGAAGAGGAUUUGACGCCCAUUCCCCGCCAGCGCAGCAACACUCUUCCCAAGAGCUUUGGAUCUCAGCUGGAGAAGAAACCCACUGAGACCAAAGCCCCCAAACCUCCUGUGGAGAGCACGCUUGAGGCAGUCAUGAACAAACUGCAGGAGAAACGCAAGGAGGCUGGCCGACCUGAAGACAUUAAGGACAUGACCCGUGAGCAGAUAGGAGCAGAAAAAGUGGCCCUUCAGAAAGCUCUAUUAUAUUAUGAGAGCAUCCAUGGGAGACCAAUCACCAAGAAUGAGAGGCAAGGCAUGAAGCCUCUAUACGAUCGGUACCGACUCAUCAAACAGAUCCUCUGCAGAGCAUCUGCUAUUCCAGUCAUUGGCUCGCCUUCCAGCAAGCGCAGAGGCCCCCUGCUGCAGCCCAUUAUCGAGGGUGUACCGGCCCUAUUCUUCAGCGACACCAAGGAGGAGGAGGAUGGCUCGGACGAUGACAACGACACCAGGACAGAGUUCACGGUCACGGUUAAGCCGGAGCUGAGCAUGCUGGGACUUCUCGACCAGCUGGAUGAGGACACAGAUGGUUUCAUCUCACCUCUUGAUGAACUCUCACCAUCCAAGAACACCACUGACAUGAGAUUGUCCAAUUUGCAUGCUGCGCCCAUGCAGGAACUCGUAGAGCAACUCCAGGAAGCCCGUGAAGAAAAGAAAAGAAUCCGCAAAAACCUCCGUGAUUUUGAGGAUCAGUUCUUCAAACAGAACGGCAGAAACGUUCAAAAGGAGGAUCGCUCACCCAUGGCUGGAGAAUACAAUGAAUACAAGCACAUUAAAGCCAAGCUACGGCUAUUGGAGGUGCUCAUCAGUAAAAGAGACUCCUAAGUUCAUCUAGUGCUCAGCUGGGAUUUACUCUACUAGCCAAACAAGGACCAGCAACUGCUAUCCAAAGCAAUAAACUGUGUACAAAGACAUGUUCCUCUUUGUUAUUGACUAAUUACAGGCACAUUUGGCUUUUAAGGAUGUCAAGACUUACGUGGUUCACCAGAACUACAGUGCUGUUUGUUCCACUGUACAGCAAAAAGGAUUUGUGUUCUGCUUUGGACUUGCGUUUGUUUCUUGUUUUUUUGCUUCUGCUAUGAGACCAUGGAUUUCAGAAUACAAUCAGAUUACUUGUGAAUCUCUGAUCUUAAUUCCCUGUUUCUGUUAUAUUUUGUGUUGUAUUAUACAACAGUUCGUAUAGAUUUGAGCUUUUUUUCGAUAUAUUUAAUAUUGCUGUCAUAUAGAAACAACUGUGUUUUCGCAAUCAGACAUAAGCUUUGAAGAACAUUGAGAUAAUGCUUCUUAAAUCAUCGGUGGAUAUACUUAGAGAUAAGGAGAGUUUAUCAUUAUAGGAACUUUUCGUAUUUGAAGAAGAUAACCGAUUUGUGGAAGGAAGGCUCUCCGUAUAUUAUUUUUCGUUAUUUACUGGUGCCAUAAUUCUUUAUUUUGAACAUUAAUGCUUCUGAGAAAAUGUAUUAUUUGUACAUGUUCAUCCUCAAUGAAAUAUAUUUCUCCCCCUAUUAAGACCAUUUACUAAGCUAGAGUUUAUAUUACAAAAGAAA
This is a messenger RNA of Carassius carassius (crucian carp), 4112 nucleotides long. Its product is annotated as protein FAM13A-like. The transcript has 26 exons. The record is from RefSeq and is a predicted model, not a curated record. Bases 226 to 3393 code for a protein of 1055 amino acids. Lineage: Eukaryota; Metazoa; Chordata; Actinopteri; Cypriniformes; Cyprinidae. Gene Ontology annotation, biological process: signal transduction.